GUUUGAAUAAUAAGUUCACGGUGUCACCCCGUGGGGUCUCAAAAUCACCAAAUCGUACGAGCGGGACCCGCCUCCCCCAGUUGUAGUUAAAGGUCCCUUUUGCCGACCGCCUCUCCUGCACAUUCAGGUGGACACAGACGUCCUGACCGAGAUACAAACGAUGUUGGCCGGUAAAUCGUGCAUUGUUUUGACCACGCUGACGCUGCUGCUGGCUGUGGGAUGGCUACCCGUGGCAGUUCCCGAGGUUGCCGGUGGUAUGGACGACCAGACCUUCCUCUACUUCGCCUACGGUAGUAACCUGCUGAAGGAGCGUCUCCAGCUCCGAAACCCCUCGGCCACCAUCCACGCCAUCGCCAGCCUCAAGGACUACAGGCUGGUAUUUGGCAACCAUAAGGGGCUGGCCAGUGACCGGUGGCAUGGGGGGGUGGCAACGAUCGAACACAGUGUGGCCGACGAGGUGUGGGGGGUCGUCUGGAAGAUGAACGUGUCAGACAUGGAGUCGCUGGACAGGCAGGAGAGCGUUGGGUUGGGGUUAUACAGUCCAGCGAAUGUGUCCGUGCGGACGUCAGAAGAGGAGAUCAGCUGUCGCACCUACAUCAUGAACAGCUGCGUCUACGCACCGCCCUCUCCACAGUACCUCAAGGUGAUCGUGAUGGGUGCUGAACAGAACGGCCUGCCCAAGGACUACCAGGAGAAACUCCGGAGCAUCGAGACCAACAAGUACGCAGGCGCGUUACCCGUCAUGGAGGAGGUGGAAAGAGCCAUGAACAUAUCCAGGGAGGGGGACAACCAGGAUGCCUAGCUGAACACACAUACACACACACACACACUCACACACCCACACCACGCACACACAGACACACAUACACACACACACACACUCACACACCCACCCACACACACACACACACACACACACACACACACACACACACACACACACACACACACACACACACACACACACACACACACACACACACACACACAUUAAAAGGGGCCCUCAUAGACUUUGCCCUAAUCCUAUAGAUGAAAUGUAAAUGAAGGAAAUAGCCUGAAGGUCACUAAUACGUCUGGGAAGUCAAAGGGCUUAUGCACACAUUUCAACACUUUUUUUUUCUUUGACAGAGGUUACCAUACCUCUGAAAGCACACUUGUCUUAGUCACUAUUGCUUGGUUAGCACCGGCAGUGUAUUCUGCUUUUCGUAUACAGACAUAGAAAAAAUAAAAGCCUUGUAGGAUGCAUCUGUA
Messenger RNA from Engraulis encrasicolus (European anchovy), 1251 nucleotides. RefSeq names its product gamma-glutamylcyclotransferase b (gene ggctb). The coding region runs from base 161 to 802 and encodes 213 amino acids. Gene Ontology annotation, molecular function: gamma-glutamylcyclotransferase activity. Lineage: Eukaryota; Metazoa; Chordata; Actinopteri; Clupeiformes; Engraulidae. The transcript is spliced from 6 exons. The record is from RefSeq and is a predicted model, not a curated record.